GAAUCGAACGUCAAACGAUUUAAUACUCAGUGCACUGUAAUUUAACUGGAUCGUGGUAAUCAAAAUGGGUGAUAGAGGCGAUGGUGCGGAAGCAUUCGAUGAUGCGGUCGAGGAGCGCGUCAUCAACGAGGAGUACAAAAUAUGGAAGAAAAACACGCCGUUCUUGUACGAUUUGGUCAUGACACACGCGCUCGAAUGGCCGUCGCUUACCGCGCAGUGGUUGCCAGACGUGACCAAACCGGAGGGCAAGGACUACUCGGUACACCGGCUCAUCCUUGGCACGCACACAUCGGACGAGCAGAACCACCUGCUGAUUGCGAGCGUGCAGCUCCCGAACGAGGACGCGCAGUUCGACGCGGGUCACUUCGACAACGAGAAGGGCGAAUUUGGGGGAUUCGGCUCGGUUUCAGGUAAGAUCGAAAUCGAGAUCAAAAUCAACCACGAGGGCGAGGUGAACCGGGCCCGCUACAUGCCACAGAAUCCGUGCGUCAUCGCCACGAAGACCCCGUCGAGCGACGUCCUCGUGUUCGACUAUACGAAGCACCCGAGCAAACCAGAACCGAGCGGCGAGUGUACGCCGGACUUACGGCUGCGUGGCCAUCAGAAGGAGGGAUACGGGUUGUCGUGGAAUCCUAAUUUGAACGGGUAUCUGCUAUCGGCCAGCGAUGACCACACGAUCUGCCUGUGGGACAUCAACGCCACUCCGAAGGAGCACCGGCUCAUCGACGCGAAGAACAUCUUCACCGGGCACACGGCCGUGGUGGAGGACGUGGCAUGGCAUCUGCUGCACGAGUCGCUGUUCGGCUCGGUCGCCGACGAUCAGAAGCUGAUGAUUUGGGACACGCGGUGCAACAACACCUCGAAGCCCUCGCACACGGUUGAUGCUCACACGGCCGAGGUGAACUGUCUCAGCUUCAACCCGUACUCCGAAUUCAUCCUGGCGACUGGAUCAGCGGACAAGACGGUCGCCCUUUGGGAUCUGCGCAAUCUCAAGCUGAAGUUACACUCGUUCGAGUCGCACAAAGACGAAAUAUUCCAGGUGCAAUGGUCGCCGCAUAACGAAACAAUCCUUGCCUCGUCAGGCACCGACCGGCGGCUGCAUGUGUGGGAUCUGUCGAAGAUCGGCGAGGAACAGAGUGCGGAGGACGCCGAAGACGGCCCACCGGAGCUACUGUUCAUUCAUGGUGGCCACACGGCCAAGAUUUCCGACUUCUCCUGGAAUCCGAACGAGCCGUGGGUCAUCUGUUCGGUGUCGGAGGACAACAUCAUGCAAGUGUGGCAGAUGGCGGAGAACAUGUACAACGACGAGGAACCGGAUAUUCCAGCGAGUGAAAUUGAAGGCGGUGGUUCGUAAGAAGUGCGUUUAGUAAUUUUUUGUUCAUGAUUUUUUAACGUCUCAAUGCAUAACUAGCGUGUGAUUAAAUGGUAAUUGUUUCCGGACACCAUCGAAUGUCGUUUGUUUCGGACGAGAAUUAUGUUAUUCUUCAAUUUAAACAGCGCAGACACGCUACACGAUUACUUUCAUU
This is a messenger RNA of Anopheles nili, 1526 nucleotides long. RefSeq names its product chromatin assembly factor 1 p55 subunit (gene Caf1-55). The coding region runs from base 65 to 1354 and encodes 429 amino acids. NCBI's taxonomy places the organism in Eukaryota, Metazoa, Arthropoda, Insecta, Diptera, Culicidae. Gene Ontology annotation, biological process: regulation of gene expression. Gene Ontology annotation, cellular component: ESC/E(Z) complex; NuRD complex; nucleus. Gene Ontology annotation, molecular function: histone binding. The record is from RefSeq and is a predicted model, not a curated record. The transcript is spliced from 2 exons.